Messenger RNA from Thalassophryne amazonica, 4763 nucleotides. It is a transcript of the gene ppfia4, whose product is annotated as PTPRF interacting protein alpha 4. The record is from RefSeq and is a predicted model, not a curated record. Gene Ontology annotation, molecular function: protein binding. The coding region runs from base 374 to 3955 and encodes 1193 amino acids. NCBI's taxonomy places the organism in Eukaryota, Metazoa, Chordata, Actinopteri, Batrachoidiformes, Batrachoididae. Gene Ontology annotation, biological process: synapse organization. Gene Ontology annotation, cellular component: presynaptic active zone. The transcript has 31 exons.
GGAGGAGGAGUGAGGGUGGGCUCGGUGGAGGAGUGGAGGGAUGGAAGGCGGAUGCAGAUAAAGCUUUAUUCAGUCGCUGUGUUAACAUCUAACGCCGAUGGGAUCUUUACGUGGGUUUUAAUUUUGCUGAGCGUGUACUAUGAUCGGCGUCGUGCACGCGGGCACCACCCCUGCAGCCGGAGCCGUCUCCCUCUGAGCUGUCAAUCACAUUACGGCGGGAUUUCGACAUGUGAGUGCGCGGCGCGCGCAGGGCGGAUCUGCUCACGAGGUGAAAAAACGCCGGUUAAUAUGGACGGAAGGUCAGCCGUCAUCUCAUCGUUCAAGUCACACUGAUCAAGCGCAGCGCCUUGUUCAGACCACAGAGGAGGCGAAGAUGAUGUGCGAGGUGAUGCCGACUAUCAGUGAGGGAGACUCGGCCGGUCCUCCGAGAGGAACCGGCGGCGUCCCCAACGGCUCAGAUCAGGAGGCCAACUUCGAGCAGCUGAUGGUCAACAUGCUGGAUGAGAGGGAUAAGCUGCUGGAGUCCCUCCGGGAGACUCAGGAGAACCUCAUUCAAUCACAAACUAAGCUGCAGGGGGCGCUGCAUGAGAGGGACGUGCUCCAGCGGCAGAUCAACGCCGCGCUGCCUCAGGAGUUUGCCACCCUGACGAAGGAGCUGAACAUAUGCCGGGAGCAGCUGUUGGAGAAAGAGGAGGAAAUAUCUGAGCUGAAAGCUGAAAGAAACAACACCAGGCUGCUACUGGAGCACCUGGAGUGUCUGGUGUCUCGUCAUGAACGCAGCCUGAGGAUGACAGUGGUAAAGAGACAGGCACCACCGCCAUCUGGAGUCUCCAGCGAGGUGGAAGUCCUCAAAGCCUUGAAGUCACUGUUUGAACACCAUAAGGCUCUGGAUGAAAAGGUGCGCGAGAGGCUUCGGGUGUCUCUGGAGAGAGUGGCCACUCUGGAGGGACAGUUAGCAGCUACUACACAAGAGCUGAACUCGGUGAGACAAAGGAAGGACAGUGACGCAGUGGAGCGAACAGAUGGAUCCAAACCUACAUGGAAGAGACUGCCCAACGGUUCUAUAGACACCAAUGAAGACCGCAGUCGGGUGACUGAGCUUCAGGAGCGUUUAGAUCAGACUAAUAAGGAACUGACGCAGAGCCGUGAGCACUCUGCUUCUCUCAACGCCCGCGUGGUCAAUCUUGAGGCAGAGCUGGCAAACGCACGCCGAGAACUCAGUCGCAGCGAGGAGCUGUCACUCAAACAGCAAAGGGAGCAGAGAGAGAGAGAGGACAUGGAGGAGAGGAUAACAACGUUAGAGAAACGCUACCUGGCAGCUCAGCGGGAGACCACCCACAUCCACGACCUCAAUGACAAACUGGAGAAUGAACUGGCCACCAAAGACUCUCUGCAUCGACAGAGCGAGGAGAAGGUGCGCCAGCUGCAGGAGAUGCUGGAGAUGGCAGAGCAGAGGCUGGCUCAGACCAUGAGGAAGGCUGAGACUCUGCCAGAGGUGGAGGCUGAACUGGCACAGAGGGUGGCAGCACUCUCCAAGGCUGAGGAGCGCCAUGGCAACGUGGAGGAGCGGCUGAGACAGCUGGAGUCACAACUGGAGGAGAAAAACCAGGAGCUGGGAAGGGCUCGUCAGAGAGAGAAAAUGAACGAGGAGCACAACAAGCGUUUAUCUGACACCGUGGAUCGUCUGCUGACCGAGUCCAAUGAAAGACUGCAGCUCCAUCUGAAGGAGCGCAUGGCUGCCCUGGAGGACAAGAACUGUCUCAUUCAGGAUCUUGAGAACUGCCAAAAGCAACUUGAAGAGUUCCACCACACCAGGGAAAGGCUGAUUGGAGAGAUUGAGAAGCUGAGGAAUGAGAUCGACCAUUUGAAACGCCGCAGUGGGGCGUUUGGGGAUGGAACACACCCACGGUCUCACUUGGGGAGCUCCAGCGACCUUCGCUACUCCAUGGUGGAGGGCCAAGAUGGCCACUACAGCACAGCUGUGAUCAGGCGAGCACAGAAGGGCAGGCUGUCAGCACUACGAGAUGAUCCAAAUAAGGUGUAUGCUGUAUUUGAACAGGACUAUCCAUCGCUGCGUGGGAGUGUCAGCCACCUACUUGGAAGUGACAUUGAGGCAGAAUCUGACUUGGAUGAUGAGGUUAGCUCCACCCUGCUUUCCCCUAGUGGCCAAUCAGAUGCUCAGACUCUUGCUCUCAUGCUGCAGGAGCAGCUCGAUGCCAUCAAUGAAGAGAUCAGAAUGAUCCAGGUAGAGAGAGAGUCAGCUGACCUGCGCUCUGAUGAGAUCGAGUCUCGUGUGAACAGCGGCAGCAUGGACGGACUCAACGUGACGCUUCGGCCCCGGGCCCUGCCCACCUCUGCCACCGCUCAGUCUUUAGCAUCAUCCUCGUCCCCACCCACCAGCGGACACUCCACGCCCAAGCAUCAUUCACGUAACCCCAGCCACCACCUUGGCAUCAUGACACUGCCAAGUGAUCUGAGGAAACAUCGCAGGAAAGUAGCAUCCCCAGUGGAAGUGGACAAAGCCACAAUCAAGUGUGAGACGUCGCCACCAUCCUCCCCACGCAGUUUACGACUCGAAACCAAUUUUGCCCAAUUUACAGGAAGCCUUGAGGAUGGCCGAGGCAAACAGAAGAAAGGCAUCAAGUCUUCUAUUGGCCGAUUCUUUGGGAAGAAGGAAAAGGGCCGAUUGGACCAGUCUGCGGGCCGGGAUGGACAGCCCCUGUCAGCUUUAUCAGAUUUUGAGAUGGUCAUUGGUGACACGAUGACUUUGGGAAAACUGGGAACACAGGCUGAGAGGGACCGCAGGAUGAAGAAAAAACAUGAGCUUCUAGAAGACGCCAGGAAACGAGGUCUGCCCUUUGCCCAGUGGGACGGCCCUACUGUCGUGUCCUGGCUUGAGCUGUGGGUGGGCAUGCCGGCGUGGUAUGUGGCAGCCUGUCGUGCCAACGUGAAGAGCGGAGCCAUCAUGUCAGCUCUGUCUGACACAGAGAUCCAGAGGGAGAUCGGAAUCAGUAACCCUUUGCAUCGGCUCAAACUGCGCUUGGCCAUCCAGGAGAUGGUCUCUCUGACCAGCCCGUCUGCACCUCUUACCUCCAGAACGUCCUCCGGCAAUGUGUGGGUGACUCAUGAAGAGAUGGAGAACCUGGCUUCUUCUACUAAAGCGGAGAAUGAGGAAGGCAGCUGGGCACAGACUCUGGCAUAUGGAGACAUGAAUCACGAAUGGAUAGGAAAUGAGUGGUUGCCCAGCCUUGGCCUGCCUCAGUACCGCUCCUAUUUCAUGGAAUGUCUGGUGGACGCACGCAUGUUGGACCAUCUAACGAAGAAGGACCUGAGGAGCCACCUAAAGAUGGUGGACAGCUUUCACAGGGCGAGUCUGCAGUACGGGAUCAUGUGCUUGAAGAGACUCAAUUAUGACAGGAAAGACCUGGACCGCCGGAGAGAGGACAGCCAGCAUGACAUGAAAGAUGUGCUGGUGUGGACCAAUGAGCAGGUGAUCCACUGGGUGCAGUCCAUUGGCCUGCGGGAGUACAGCGGAAACCUGUUGGAGAGCGGCGUUCACGGAGCGCUUGUUGCACUGGAUGAGACCUUCGACUACAGCAGCUUAGCACUCAUCCUGCAGAUCCCCAUGCAGAACACACAGGCGCGGCAGGUUCUGGAGCGGGAGUUCAACAACAUGUUGGCCUUGGGAACUGAUCGCCGACUGGAGGAGAGCGGGGAUGACAAAUCAUUUAGACGCUCUCCAUCUUGGCGCAAGCGAUUUCGUGCACGGGAGGGAGGAGCGGGUCUUGGAAUGAUGGCGGGCUCCAUGGAAACGCUGCCUGCUGGCUUCCGUAUGCCGUCAAUGUCAAUGCCGCCCUCUGUGACUCUGGGACACCGAAAACAGCUCCAGCCUGAAGUUCCUCCCCCGGCACCCCCGAGGCUCGACCCCUCGGCCGUGCGGACCUACUCGUGCUAACUCCUCUCUGCUUACUAACAGGAGCGCUAAUGCUAACAGUGCAUUCUCAUUACCUAUACGGACACAUGCUUGCGGCCUUUUGAGAGUGAUAUGCCAAAUCUGGAGAGGGAGAACUCGGUACCAGCUCCUUUGGUGCCUAGGCUCACCUCCCACCCUUCACCUCUCAACACUCCUUCGGACACGUGCAAUACAGAGGCCAACUCUGACCUUUGAACUCUCGAGAGUGCUCAUUCGCUGCGCUCGCUGCUGUAAAAGGAGACUCGUCCCAGUCUCGCCCAGUUUACCCCAGUGCUCCCAGUAGCCUUGUUGUUGUGGUGUCGUGUUCCCGCUCCCUUUGGUCUCAGCUGUGGGUUCUCGUCCUGGUUCUAAGAGUCGCCAAGUUCAAAUUGAUCUCAGUCAUCAUGUUCCCCUGUGACAGAACAGGUGGUUAAGAUGUAAAGAAGAAAAGAAUAUUGUGGUGUCCAAAGCCUUGGCGAUGAGUUUUCCUUUGGGUUUGGGGGAACAAUGAUGCGUAAAGAGUAGAUCCCACUGCACAUUACCCCUCUACCGGUUAUGCAAGGUAUUACUCAUGAAUUGUCUUUGUACAUAAAAAGGAUUACAUAUGUUUUUUAUAGAAAUAUUAUAUAAAUAUAUAUUGGGGAAAAAAAAAAAUAUAUAUAUAUAUAUAUAUGGAAAAUAUUAUAAUAUCAUGGCUGUAUGAAACCCAAGGCCCUGUAUUCAGUAGUGACUGUUCUCUCUCUUUCUUUCUGUCAGACCUUUGUGUGUCUCUUUGCUCUAAGUGUCUGAAUCCUAAGUGGGCGGGACAUAA